AUGGCGCUGGACGCGAAGCAGCUGGGAUCGGCUUUCAAUCAGAUUGCAUAUGGCGAGGUCAUGAAGGCGGCGGUGCGGGAUUACGCAAAGGAAUUGGGGGAGCAGGAAAAGGCGCGGGACGAGGGGCCCCGAGCAGUGGACGUGGAUGAUCUGCUGGACGACCCUGAGCUGGAGAAGCUGCACUCGGACCGCAUCGCCGCCAUGAAGCAGGAGGCGGAGCGGAGGGCCGAGCUGGAGCGCAAGGGGCACGGAAGCUACGAGGAAGUGACGACCACGACGGAGAACGUGGUGGUGCACUUUUACCACCGCGAUUUUGAGCGCUGCAAGAUUGUGGACAAGCACCUCGCACUGCUGGCCAAAAAGUGA
Messenger RNA from Monoraphidium neglectum, 366 nucleotides. RefSeq lists its product as hypothetical. NCBI's taxonomy places the organism in Eukaryota, Viridiplantae, Chlorophyta, Chlorophyceae, Sphaeropleales, Selenastraceae. The record is from RefSeq and is a predicted model, not a curated record. Gene Ontology annotation, cellular component: cytoplasm. Bases 1 to 366 code for a protein of 121 amino acids. The transcript has 5 exons.